GGCUUCAUUUCUUUAUUGUUUGUAGGGUCCGAAGCACUGAACUCUGCUCGCUCCCCCUGACUCCUCAGGAAACAAAAUAACCUUCCCACCUUCCCCUCCACCAUCCACUCCUCUCUCUCUCUAUCUCUCCAAAAAUAUCCAUCUCAAUGGAGCACAGCCCCAAAUUCAAACCCCACCUUUCACAGAGCAGCAGCCGAAGAAGGCGAACCAGCACCGAUUCCAACUCCCCCGAGUUCGAGUUUUGGAGAAACCCGUCUUGCCCUCAGCCCAAUCUCCUCUCCGCCGAUGAGCUCUUCGUCGACGGCGUCCUUCUCCCUCUCCACCUCCUCCCCCCUCCUUUUCUUAACCACUCCGACCCACCUGACCCAAAUCCACAACCCAUCUCACAACCUCCUGUUCCUGACCCAAAACCCAUUUCGGAACCCGACCCAGAAUCCGAACCCGGUCCAGGACCUGAGUUGUCAGCUGCUCCCGUUCUAACCGCAUCGAAGCGUUGGAGGGACAUUUUUAGGAUGGGCGAGAAGAAAUCCGUCAAAGCCGACGAGACUGAUAAAGAGAAAGACAAGAAGAAAGACCGAAAGGGCGGCGGCGGCGGAGCGAGCUCGGCGGAGCUGAACAUCAAUAUAUGGCCAUUUUCGCGCAGUAGAUCCGCCGGAAACGCAUAUACCCGACCCAAACCGUUCGGAGCUCCGGUGACCCGGAAGGUGAACAGCGCGCCGUGUUCAAGGAGCAACUCAACGGGCGAGUCGAAGUCUAGAAAGUGGCCACCUGCGAGUCCGGGUCGACCCGGAGUUCAUUUGGGUCGGAGCAGCCCGGUUUGGCAGGUCCGGCGUGGAGCCUCGGCUGCUGGAAAGAGCAACUCCGACCCACAAGCUCGAAAUGCUGAAAAGGGGACAAAAAAGGAAGUGCCGGAGAAUCGCAGGAGUAAAAAAACUGCCGGAGCCGUCAUCGCCGGAGGCAGCGGCUCGAAAGCUAGAGUCUUGAAUUUGAAUGUUCCGAUGUGUAUUGGGUAUGGAAGCCAUUUGAGCUGUAGAAGUGAGAAUAGUGCAGUUGGAGUUGGCAUUGGCGGCCGUGGAAGCGGCAGCAACAACCGUGGUGGUGAUGCUAGCGGCGGCGUUAACGGUGGAGGAGGAAAUGGCGGGGCUGUCGGUAAUCUUUUCAAUCUGCGCAGCCUUUUCACCAAGAAGGUGUAUUAAGUACAAUUAAUCAUCUCAUUAGUCAUUACUUAAUUUCAUCUCCACCAUGUUAAAACUUAUUUUUGUAUGAUUACCAAUGGGUCCGUUUUGUAUAAUCUUCUCUUUCUUUUUCCUCCAAAAGAACCAGAAAAAAUGAAGGGAAAAAAAGGGGGAAAAAGUCUCUUUCUUUUUCUCAUGUAAUUAGAUUGAAAAGUAGCUUUAUGUGCAUAUUGUGCCGAUUAUAAAUCAGGUUUAAUGUUGAGUUUAGUUUGGACUUUGGAGCA
Molecule: messenger RNA, 1459 nt
Organism: Malus domestica (apple)
Lineage: Eukaryota; Viridiplantae; Streptophyta; Magnoliopsida; Rosales; Rosaceae
Source: RefSeq, a predicted model, not a curated record